Messenger RNA from Heterobasidion irregulare TC 32-1, 777 nucleotides. RefSeq lists its product as uncharacterized. The transcript is spliced from 7 exons. Gene Ontology annotation, biological process: reciprocal meiotic recombination. Gene Ontology annotation, molecular function: double-stranded DNA binding. The coding region runs from base 1 to 777 and encodes 258 amino acids. NCBI's taxonomy places the organism in Eukaryota, Fungi, Basidiomycota, Agaricomycetes, Russulales, Bondarzewiaceae. The record is from RefSeq and is a predicted model, not a curated record.
AUGGAUGAAAUCAAUCUCGGCCUCGGUCUCGGUCACGAGACUGGAUUGAUCUGGUCGCGUGUUUGGGCGCGUCGAGGACUUCGACGCGCUCUCGCUCCUCGAGGUCUCUCCGCUGAGGAAAAGAGGGUGAAGCUUGUGGAGAUCUUUCACGAGACACUGAAGGAGCUGGAGAAGCUCGGGCCAAAGAUGAAGGGCAUAGGCACGUCCCGCCCGACUCGCGAGUCCGCACGCUCCCUCGUGGACGACGGCCUGGUGCAGACAGACAAAGUCGGCUCAUCCAAUUGUGCGUCUGGCUCCCUGCGGCGCAUCGACGUCUUCUGGAGCUUCCCGUCGCAGCGGGGGACGAUCAUGCAGAACCGACUCGACGCGGCGAAGGAAGCCGAAAAGAAUCAUCAGAAGCAAAUUGCGGACACGGAGGAGAACAUGAAGACUGAGCACGCCGCGAGAAUCGAAAGCGUGAGCAUACUCCGACUUGACGCGCGAGAACUGAGCACAAAAUGCGCGAUUCAGGCUGAGCGGACGUCUUCGCUGGCCAAGCUGUCAGCUCUGAAGCAGCAAGCCGCCGAGCUGGAGACGGAGCUGCAAGCAUACGGCGCGUGCGAUCCGACCAAGGUCGAAGAGAAGAAGAGGGCGGUUACGUUGGCGAAGGAGGCUGCCGUGCGCUGGACAGACAAUUACAGCAUCUUGCUAGCACACUUCACGAGACAAAACGGCGUUGAGGCCGAGGAAGUCCGUAAGUACCUUGGGGUCAGUGACGAUUAUGAGGAUAUCUGUUAG